AUGAACGGGUUGGGGACGUUGGCAAAGACGGUCGGUGAGGAGGCAUGGGAUGUGGAUACUGAGGUUCCGUGGGGAUGUGAGGUUUGCAUUGAUACGUACCCCCUGCACCGGUGCUCCCCAUUGAUAACCGACCAGGAGGCAUGCAGCACUCUAUCGUGGGCUGCGCUUCGACGCAAUCUAUCUGCUCAUGCGGAAAGCAACCUGGCGAUUGUGGUGGGUGGGACAAAGGAUGAGGUGGUGUUGAAGUUGGAGGGAUCGUUAAGGACGAGGACGUUGGAUUCGUUAGUUAGGAGGAUGAUUGGGAACUGA
Messenger RNA from Laccaria bicolor S238N-H82, 309 nucleotides. RefSeq lists its product as uncharacterized. The record is from RefSeq and is a predicted model, not a curated record. The coding region runs from base 1 to 309 and encodes 102 amino acids. NCBI's taxonomy places the organism in Eukaryota, Fungi, Basidiomycota, Agaricomycetes, Agaricales, Hydnangiaceae. The transcript has 2 exons.